Mercurialis annua (annual mercury) is the source of this 2286-nucleotide messenger RNA. RefSeq names its product probable sulfate transporter 3.4. Lineage: Eukaryota; Viridiplantae; Streptophyta; Magnoliopsida; Malpighiales; Euphorbiaceae. Gene Ontology annotation, cellular component: membrane. The record is from RefSeq and is a predicted model, not a curated record. Gene Ontology annotation, molecular function: secondary active sulfate transmembrane transporter activity. Gene Ontology annotation, biological process: transmembrane transport. Bases 63 to 2030 code for a protein of 655 amino acids. The transcript has 13 exons.
UCAUUUUUCUUCAGCAAAUCAACUUCUCACUCACUUUUUGCCUUCCAUUCAAAACCAAAUUUAUGGGUCUGAGUUCUAACCGAGUCGAAGAUUUCUGUAGCCAUGGUGAAACCACAAUAGUAAUGCCACCAACCAGUACAACAAUGGAGAUACACAGUGUUUGUUUGCCACCAAAAACCACCACCUUCCACAAACUUAAACAGCGCCUUUCUGAAAUCUUUUUCCCUGAUGAUCCUCUUCACAGAUUCAAGAACCAAACAUGGCCCAAGAAACUCAUCCUCGGUCUGCAGUUUUUCUUUCCUAUAUUUCAAUGGGGUCCUGAGUAUAGCUUGAAGCUUUUCAGGUCUGACAUCAUUUCUGGUCUCACCAUUGCCAGUCUUGCUAUUCCUCAGGGAAUCAGUUAUGCAAAGCUAGCAAAUUUGCCACCUAUAAUUGGACUAUAUUCAAGCUUUGUGCCACCAUUGAUAUACUCAAUUCUUGGAAGCUCAAAACAUUUAGGAGUUGGUCCAGUGUCUAUAGCAUCACUGGUGAUGGGGUCUAUGCUUAGUGAGGCAGUUUCUCCAGUUGAUGAUCAGAUUCUUUACUUGAAAUUAGCCUUCACUUCUACCUUCUUUGCUGGUGUUUUUCAGGCUUCUUUAGGUCUUUUAAGGUUAGGUUUUAUUAUUGAUUUUCUAUCAAGGGCCACUCUUGUUGGGUUCAUGGCUGGUGCAGCCAUUAUUGUAUCACUGCAGCAGCUGAAAGGGCUGCUUGGAAUUGUGCACUUCACCACUAAGAUGCAGUUUGUUCCUGUUAUGGCCUCUGUUUUUCAUCACAGAGAUGAGUGGUCCUGGAAAACAAUUGUUAUGGGGUUCAGUUUCCUGCUGUUUCUAUUAACAACAAGGCAUAUUAGCAUGAAGAAACCAAAACUUUUCUGGGUAUCGGCAGCGGCACCAUUAACAUCAGUGAUUCUUUCAACCUUGCUAGUUUUUGCCCUCAAAUCAAAGAUUCACGGAGUCUCAAUUAUUGGUCAGUUACCAAAAGGCUUGAAUCCUCCUUCAGCAAACAUGCUAUAUUUUAACGGUCCCAUGCUUGCUGUCGCUAUUAAAACCGGCAUCGUUACCGGAAUCCUAGCUCUCACUGAAGGAAUUGCUGUAGGCAGAACAUUUGCUGCUAUAAAAAAUUACCAAGUUGAUGGUAACAAAGAAAUGAUGGCUAUUGGUAUCAUGAACAUGGCUGGUUCUUGUUCUUCAUGCUAUGUUACAACAGGAUCGUUUUCUCGAUCUGCAGUCAACUACAAUGCUGGAGCACAGACAGCAGUUUCAAACAUAGUAAUGGCUUCGGCUGUGCUUGUUACACUGUUGUUUCUCAUGCCACUCUUUUACUAUACGCCCAACGUAAUCUUAGGGGCCAUCAUCAUAACAGCCGUGAUUGGAUUGAUUGAUUAUCGGGGAGCAUACCAAUUGUGGAAAGUUGAUAAACUUGAUUUCCUGGCUUGUUUGUCCUCCUUCUUGGGGGUUCUUUUCAUUUCGGUACCAUUGGGUCUUGCCAUUGCGGUCGGAGUUUCUGUAUUCAAAAUCCUACUGCAUGUCACUAGACCGAACACUGCGGUUAUGGGAAACAUACCCGGAACUCAUAUUUACCAGAGUCUCAACAGAUAUCGAGAAGCUCUAAGAAUCCCGUCAAUUCUCAUACUUGCUAUUGAGUCCCCUAUCUACUUUGCAAAUGCGACUUACCUCCAAGAAAGGAUAUUAAGAUGGAUUCGCGAGGAAGAAGAGAGGAUAAAAGCAAAUAAUGAAAGCAUACUUAAAUGCAUCAUAUUGGACAUGACAGCUGUGACCGCAAUAGACACGAGCGGCAUUGAUUUAGUACGUGAACUCAGGAAGAUGCUGGAGAAAAGAUCCCUUCAGCUAGUGUUGGCCAACCCUGGUGGAAGUGUGAUGGAAAAACUACACCAGUCUAAAAUAUUGGAUUCGUUCGGAUUGAACGGACUUUAUCUCUCGGUUGGAGAAGCAGUAGCGGACAUUUCGGCUUUGUGGAAGUCUCAAGCUUGAGUUAUGAGUAAAAGUUGAAGUAGAAGAAUGGAAAAGAUAUGAAAUAUGACUAACCCAUUUUAGAAUAUGGAUAGGAAGAGCAAAAGCUCUAGUAAAGAGAGGAACUUUCUUUUAUUUUUGUAAUUGCUGAGAAAUGAGAAUGCAGGGCAGGCAAUUGAGAAGAGAUUUUGAAGUUUUUUUGGUUUACUACAACUAAAUUCACAUGCUGAUUUAUUAUUUUAUGUUUUGUAAUAAAAAAGAGAGCUGUUAAUUGAUA